Molecule: messenger RNA, 1281 nt
Organism: Trypanosoma conorhini
Lineage: Eukaryota; Euglenozoa; Kinetoplastea; Trypanosomatida; Trypanosomatidae
Exons: 1
Coding region: 1-1281 (426 amino acids)
Source: RefSeq, a predicted model, not a curated record
AUGCCGCCGCCCAAAAGAAGUGCAAAAAAGGCCACAACGAGAACCAUUAGGGACAAAAACAAGCGUGGUGCCGUCGUGGCAAGGGCGCAGCAUGCCCCUGUCCCAAUGAGCCUUGGCAAAAUUCUUUGGGCCCGUCCGCUGGACGCCGUGGAGGAAAGCAGCGUGCCCACGGGUUCAUCGUCAUGCGAGGGGCACGUGUCUUCUUUUCAGCGCCUGGCCACGAUUGCGCACGGUACGUUUCUGGUUACAAUGACGACAAAAGCGCAAAUUGGGGUUUCGCAGGUUGAACAAAGUAUCACGGCAACUGCGGACGAUCGCUGGCUUGAGGCCCUUGUGCGGUACUGUGGGUUUACGGUUCGGUUGGACGACAUCAUUGAGACCGCAGCCGCGUUCAGCGACUGGCUGCAAAUUCUUGUGGCCUUAAAGCGAAUCGGGGACGCGGCGCAGCAUCCUCUCACAGCUGUCGGUGAGGCAAGGGGCCCGGCGUCAACGGUUCCAAAAGAGAUUGUGGUGGUGAGGCUCAAACUCCUUCGUGCGACUGUGCCGUCCGUUUCGGAGGCGGAGGCGUUCCUUCGUAAACGGUGGGGCCAAAGCGAAGGUUGGCGACGGGAGGCAAGGAGUUGUUUGAAAAUUGCGCUGGAAGCUGAGACACCAGCGACGGAACAGUUUCAAAACAAUGACUUUCAGUCAGGGACGGGAAGGCCAACUUCCGACGUGCUUCCUCCGGCGACUUGUGACGAGAACGCGCAUGACAGUGGCGGAGUUAGUGAUGAGGAGCUGUUGGCACAGAUAUCAAAGGAGCUUCGUGCUUCUCUGUCGCAGGAGAAGCUGCUGGGCGUCGUCGCACAAAUGCGGAGGGAGAUGAUGGGGCUGGACGCAAAGGAGCAGGCGUUGGUAACUAGACGUCAACAGCGAGAACAUCUUUUGGCCACCUACGAUCUGGUGUGUGCCAUACUCGGUGGAAGCCGCUCGGUCUGCGGCCUGGCACAGUUGGUGCCUCAGAUGGCGGCGCAGAAUCGCUUCGGUGAUGACGAGGAAAAGGUCCUCCAGCAGCUGGCGUCUCUUGCGCGUUACAGUGAGAGCGGCAUCGCGAUGUUUGCCGUCAGUGGUGAGUUAGAGAGGCACCUCAGUGACGAGGCAGAGGGUGGAGCCCCGCCAUUCUCCUCAAAAGCGGUGGAUGUGAGCAAGUGUACUAUGCAGGAGUUGGAGUCGGUGCUGCUGCGUUUAGAUCGGCACUCGGCAUCGAGAGCCAAACUCUACGCGGCAGUACAGCGGGGGUGA